Schistosoma mattheei is the source of this 1746-nucleotide messenger RNA. The record is from the annotation of a GenBank genome assembly. NCBI's taxonomy places the organism in Eukaryota, Metazoa, Platyhelminthes, Trematoda, Strigeidida, Schistosomatidae.
AUGUCAACAUCUUGUUUGACACAACCAUUUCUGCACCAAACUCCUAGACCUACAAAGAAACGGUGGUUAUCUCGGGCUCUAAUGGAGGAAGAUGUCGAAUUUUCUAACAAUAAUUUUUCAAACUGUUCCCACUCAAUUAAUCAUUCACUAUCCACUAAAUCAGAUUCCUCUUUAGUCAUGCAAAAUUCAUGUGCUACGCCAGUUAAUCCGAAAAGAGGAUUAUCUCCCGACUUUCCGGGAUCUCUGAAGACUUACCUAUUUGUACCGAACAAUCCAGAUGAUGAACAGGUGGUUUGCAAUCCAGAAUCUAAAGUUAUUUCAGAGUCACAAGAAGAUCCUGAGUUUUGCGAUGGUCUAUCAACUCAUCUGGCUCCUCUUCCUCCGAAGAAAGCUACAGUAAAGCAACAAGCUGAAGAGUUGCGGUUGCAAGAGAUACGUAAAGUUCGUGUUUCCCUCUCUGAAUAUCGUCGACGUCGUGGUCUGCCAGCCCUCACACCCGCUACGGAACGAAAUCAUAAGCAGACGAAAGAGCCGCUAGAUCAAUCAAACGGUAAUAUUGAUAAUUUAGAAAUUAUAAUCCCACCAACUCUGAUUAGUCCUGACCGACUUAUAAUAACGCUCCCAAAUCUUCACAAUGAGUCAAGGCCAUCCUCUGACGUAAGAAGUUCUGAUGGAUUACUGCAAAAAAUUACAACAUUAAACAUGAAACCUGAGGUUCUUCAUGAUUACAAUCAACCCCUAUCACCUUACACAAAUACACCAAAAAGAUGUGAAUUCGAUAGCGAACGUGAUUUUAUUGAUGCAAAAGUAAGUGAACGUGGACCUCGAACACCAAGCGAGCCACCAGAUGAUGACGAUGAUGAAGAUAUCGGGGUCGAUUCUAUAAAUCCCGUUAGUAGAGGUGCUCUUAGUAGUUCUCCUGAACCGUUCAUAAGAUUUCCUGGUAAAGUGCUUUCUUCUCACAGCUCACCAACAUCUACAUUCUCGGACUCUCGUAUAGCCUCAGAAAAGCUACCUUUCAGGAACAGUUCACCUCCAGAUCCAAUUAAUCGUGAAAAUCUUUUACAUGACAUCGAUCAUGCUAAGGAGUACGAUCAAGGUCGUAUUGUGUCCGAAGUUGUAGAUCACAAGCCUCCAGUUAAUAUACCAGUUUCUACUAAACAAGCACAUUUUGAUAGACUGGCUCAUUACUAUAAGAAGACAUUUAACUUAGAUGAUUCUCAACAUCUGUAUGGUUUGGUGAUUUCCACAGGGACUCCACCGCCCCCACCUCCUCCUCCUAUUCCUUCAUUCUCCGGACAUCCAGCGUCUUCAAACAGUCCGGUUGCUCCGUCGUAUGAUAUCGAGAAGAAUCCAGAAGAUAAUUCAACUCAUCUUUCUGGGUCAUUGGAAUACUUCAUACAACGCGAUAACGAGAUACGUGUGUGGCAAGAAACGCGAUCUUAUGAACGAGAAAAACGUAACACUUCUCCAUGGCAUCACCGGGUUUCCAGUCAGUCUUACUUAAAUUCAAAGAAGUUUUGCACAAUCUCUAAACAUCCCUCAAAGUAUUAUAAAAAUAAUGAAGGCUUUUUCUUUUAUCCUGAUGUCGUUACUGGUCAUUUCGACAAUGUCGAACAAACCCUACUGCGCAUCAGAGAUAGUUUGCAAGCUCAAUUAGAUCUAACUAAAUUGGGUUGUGCUUCACAAAAAAUGAACUCAAACAACGAUCGCUCAUCAACAAACAAUAACGGGGCUGUAUGUUGA